Molecule: messenger RNA, 708 nt
Organism: Symbiodinium natans
Lineage: Eukaryota; Dinophyceae; Suessiales; Symbiodiniaceae
Source: the annotation of a GenBank genome assembly
AUGCUAGCCGGACCGCCCACGGGUGCGCUGCGGCCCCCUGUGGCCAUUGGGGAGCUACAUGAGGACGACUUUCAAGAGACAUUUGGGCCAUCCACGUCCCCGAACAAGAGCUUCCGAAGCGGGGGUGGUGGCUGGAGCUUCCCGGCAGUCCAGGCAGACGAGGCGCAAUAUUCAGGUUGGGGCAUCCCUUCCUCGGCUUCGCACUACAGCACGCGCGAGGACGAGAACGCGCCGGAAGCCCGCAGAUGGGCAGACGAGCCUCGAAGCCACGGCUGGGGUCUACCUGAUGACCUCGAUGCAGCUCCGCUGCGCGCGCCCCGCAGCAGCGCUCGAAAAGCGCUCCAGGCGCCGCCUUCGCCGGCCAUCCACGGGCAGGUAGAUGCCAUGCCACCUUCGCCAGCCGACCGCCGGGUGCGGCUGCAGGCCCAGGCACAGCCUGCGGACCAGGCGCAGAACAGCUUGGCUCCACUUCCCGCCAGGCGGCUGGUCACACGCUAUGCGCAGCCGGCAGUCUCUGUGCCGGCUGCUGCGCCAACUGCUGCGCCGGCUGCUGCGCCGGCUGCCGUGCUGGCUGCACCGGCUGCUGCCCCGGCCAUAUGCCGGUUACCAGCUGCAGGGGCUGCAGGGCCGGCCCCAAUAGUCGCGCCUUCGGCUGGUUCCUCAGCGGUGCCGAUGAACAUUCAGGCAUGGCGGCAUGGCUAUAUCUGA